CGUUCCUGCCACGACAACGAAGAGAGAUUCGCGAGGCUUCAACCGCAAUCCCAGCAAACGCAGCCAUUGCACCCCGAACCUCCGCAAGCUGCCGCGUUGCGUGCGCCCCUGCACUUCUUGGCUAGCUCUAGCUCGUCGCCCAUGGCGGAUCACCAGAGGCAGAGGAUCCACCCGCUGGACCUGGAAGCAGGCCAGCCGACGCCGAGGCCCACGGCGCCGCUCGUCCCGCAGGGCAGCUCCUUCCGCUCCGACAAGGGCGCCGUCCCGCCCACCGCCACUCGGCCACCACCGCCGCCCCACCACCAGCCACUACCACCUCCCCCGCACCGCUUCGCACCACCUCCCCCUCUCCCACCCCCAAAGCGUCGCCGCGGCUGCUGCUGCCGCGUCCUCUGCUGCGCGGUCACCACCCUCAUCCUCCUCACCAUCCUCGCCGCGGCCACGCUGGGCGCGCUCUACCUGGCCUUCCAGCCCAAGGCGCCGCGCUACUCGGUGGACCGCCUCUCGGUCUCCCAGUUCCAGGUCGACUCCUCCCUGACCGCCAGCGCGCGCUUCGACGUCACGGUCACGGCCGCCAACCCGAACGCGCGCAUCGGCAUCUUCUACGAGCGCGGCUCCAGCCUCGGCGUCUGGUACGGGACGCACCGCCUCGCCCGCGGCGGCCUCCCGGCCUUCUACCAGGGCCACCGCAACACCACGGUCCUCGGCGUCGUCAUGGCCGGCCAGGCGCAGCUCGGCAGCGAGGUCAUCACGGCGCUCAGGGACGCGCAGCAGACGGGCGCCGUGCCGCUCGUCUUCCGCGCCGACGUGCCCGUCAGGGUGGAGCUCGGCACGCUCAAGCUAUGGACGGUCACCUCCAGGGUCAGGUGCGACCUCGUCGUCGACAGCCUGCUCAACGCCGGCAGCCAGAUCAAGAUCAAGGCCAGCAACUGCAAAUUCAGCCUCAAGCUUCUGUGAUGCAUUCUUUGGGCUGUUCUUUGCCUUCUGGGCGCGCGCGCGCGUUGGAUGGAUUCUUUUCGCAGCCGAGUGCCGCGCCGUAUUUGCAUCGGUUCGGUGCACUCCCCUGCCCCCCUGCCCUGUAGCUCCGUGCAUGUACAUCUUGUUCUUGUGUGUAGACUUCAUAUUACGUUGCUGUAUGUUAGAGAGGAUCGGAGGAUUAAUAAUAUGCAUGCCUAGAUUCUUUUCAUAGCUCACCAUCUGCAGUUCAACUCUGUUGUUCCUUGGAUUCAUAUCUUAUGAACUGCAGAUGUAGUAAUUGGGUUUUAUUCAACUUCAAUUGGCAAUUCGGUUCAGCAGCUA
This is a messenger RNA of Lolium perenne, 1299 nucleotides long. Its product is annotated as NDR1/HIN1-like protein 6. The record is from RefSeq and is a predicted model, not a curated record. Gene Ontology annotation, biological process: defense response to other organism. Lineage: Eukaryota; Viridiplantae; Streptophyta; Magnoliopsida; Poales; Poaceae. Gene Ontology annotation, cellular component: plasma membrane.